UCAGGCUGGAGCAGGAGCGCAGGAACGGUGCAGCUCUGCGGCGUCUCUGCUCUUCUAGUGGAGAUGUUCAGCAUCACCCCGGCUCAGCCUGAGCAGCCUGAGCAGCCGCUCCUCUUCCUCGGGAUGAAGAGCCGGCAUCGGGUCUGAACUUCUCCAGCUUCUCCGGCUGCGGGACGAGCCGCUGCCGCUGCGACACUUCUCUGUUCUGCGGGGGUUUUGAUUUCACCUGAACCCAACAGGACUCCGUCCCACUUAUUACGUCUUCGGCUGCUGUUAUUGUUUUAUUUUAUGUUUUAUUUUUCUGUUAUUCUUGUUUGGUGUGGUGAUGAGUUUGCGGGCCAGAGGGAGAUUGUAGCGGAUCACUGGUCUGCGGUUUCCAUGCAGAGCUGCGGCUUUUCUGACAGAUCCGUUAUAUAAGAGGAGCCGUCAUGUACGCGGGACGCAAGAGGAGAAAACCCGUCCAGAGAGCGGUGAAGCAGCCGCCGCCUGAAGGGGCCAAGUCCAACCCGUCCAAACGGCACCGGGACCGCCUGAAUGGCGAGCUGGAGCGGCUGGCCAGCCUGCUGCCGUUUCCCACGGACGUCACCGCCAGUCUGGACAAACUGUCCAUCCUCCGCCUGAGCGUCAGCUACCUCCGAGCCAAGAACUUCUUCUCUGUUGCGCUCAACAAUCAAAACGGGGCAACUGGGGUCGGUGUGAGUGACGAUGACCUGAAAACAGCAGCGGCAGACAGCAAGAUCCCCGAGGGUGAACUCCUGCUACAGGCUCUCAACGGUUUUGUCCUGGUUAUCACUGCCAACGGGACCAUCUUUUACUCCUCCCACACCAUCCAGGACUACUUGGGCUUCCAUCAGACUGAUGUCGUCCACCAGAGUGUGUACGAACUGGUCCACACGGAGGACCAGCAGGAGCUCAGCAGAAACUUGCACUGGGCUUUGAAUCCGUCUCCGACCGAAGCGUCUGCCAUGUCCCAAGACUCCCCUCAAGACGCGGAACCUGACAGCAGCUCAUCGUUCGUUACGUACUGUCCCGAGCAGCUUCCUCCCGAGAACUCGUCCUUCCUGGAGAGGAGCUUCGUGUGCCGGUUCCGCUGCCUCCUGGACAACUCCUCCGGCUUCCUGGCGUUAAACAUCCAGGGCCGGCUCAAGUUUCUGCACGGACAGAACCAGCGGCAAGAAAACGGCGGGAAAGCCCCCCCGCAGCUCGCCCUUUUCGCCAUCGCUACGCCCCUCCAGCCGCCAUCCAUCCUGGAGAUCAGGACCAAGAACAUGAUCUUCAGGACCAAGCACAAGCUCGACUUCACGCCCAUGGCCUGCGACGCAAAAGGGAAGAUCGUUCUGGGUUACACUGAGGCCGAGCUCAGGGUACGAGGAUCAGGAUAUCAGUUCAUUCAUGCAGCAGAUAUGUUGUACUGUGCAGAGAACCAUGUUAGAAUGAUGAAGACCGGCGAGAGCGGGCUGACCGUCUUCAGGCUCCUCACCAAGGACAAUCGCUGGAAGUGGGUCCAGGCCAACGCCCGGCUGGUGUACAAGAGUGGCAAACCAGAUUACAUUAUCGCCACCCAGAGACCUCUGCUGGAUGAAGAAGGAGGAGAACACCUGCGUAAGCGCUCCUUGCAUCUGCCCUUCACCUACGCCACAGGCGAGGCCUUGCUCUACCAGUCCAACCAUCCCAUUGCAGGCUUUAAAGAUGGAAGCCAGGAGAAAAACGCCAAGUCAAAGAGGAGUCGCACUGAGGGCCUGGUGGCGGACGGCCUGGAUCCACACUCUCUGCUGGGGGCACUCAUGAGUCAGGAUGAAUCGGUGUAUGUCUGCCAGCCAGCCGUGGAACCCAAAAUGUCCUUCCACAGUAGCUUCUUCGGCGAGCCGAUGGACUUCUCUGGCUCUGAACCUCCCAGGCACUGCAGGAGUUGGACUGAGCCGUCUCACAGCGUGGCAGGUCCAGGCAUUGCACAGCCGGGGACCAGCUUUGACCCGCUGUUGGCUACUCUGGACUCGCUCUCCCUGGAGGGACAGGCAGAUGUCGCUGCGGCAGAAGCGGGCUGUUCCAACGGCGAGCUGUUCGGAGCACUGGAAGGGCUGGGGCUGAGCGCCGAAGACCUGGAGCUGCUGCUGCUUGAUGAGCGGAUGAUCCGAGUGGAGAUGGACCCCGAACGCAUACCCACUCUGGACGACCUGCUGACCAAUGACGAGAUCCUCUCAUAUAUUUACGACUCCAUAGAAGGAAAAGUGGAUCCUGCAGGGCCGGGAGGGCAGGUCUCUGCUCGCACCGCAGAGGUGACCUCCACCACGUCCUCGCCACCUGAUAGUAACUUCACAGCUGAUGCUAAUGCCCAGAGACAGCUUCCUCUCUGCAACCCUGCUCUCGUUGGGCAGGGUCCCAUCGUGCAUCUGUCCCAGCAGAUGCAGCAGCACCUCAACAUGCGAUCAGGUAAAGCGGUGCAGGACUGGGGCCAGCAAAAUGACCGCAACACAAUAGCUGACGGAGAGCUGCUUGGGCAAAAUCUGCCCAUCCCCAGUGGACAGUGGGCAGCUCAAGACGUUUUAACCAGUGAAGGGAUACAGUUGGGACACUUGAAUACCCAACAGGUGGUUUUCAGCCACUCAGAGUUGAACGGCGAGCUUCACCAGCCGCCCAUGCAUCUCCAACACCUGCAGCAUCAGCAGAAGCAGCAGCUUUCUCAGCAGCACCACGCCAGACAGAACGGACUGUGCGGCGUCGCUAACUCGGAGCACUCUGCAGGGAAAUCACAGUGGAAGGGUUUUGGAUUCAGCGACAGUCUGGACUGUCUCAGCAACAGCCAAAAACCCAUCAUAAACACGUCUGUGGAGUCCUGCACGGGUUACGGCAUGCCCGGUAUUCACAGUUUGGAUUACGCCGUGGGUAUCCAGGAGAUGGAGCACAAGCAGCAGGAGCAGAUCCCAACCCCCUUCGCUCAGGUCAUGUCCAGCCUGGCGCAGUGCCCUCCCCCCGACUCCGCCCUGGAGCAGAUCCUUGGAGUCAGCAAGCCCUGCCAGCAGCUGGACCAGUACCAGCCGGGUCACAUCAAGGCGGAGAACGACUGCAUCCUGGACUCUCCUUACCCCGGCGGUGGCGGCCUGCCCAACGGGAACGGGCCGACGCCGCCCUCCGUCCAGACGCCGGGCUCCGAGACGUUACCCGGCCUCUCCAACCCGCCGGCCACCAGCUUCUACCUCUGACCACGUGAGCAACGGCAGUCGUGCAGCAGGACACUGUGAAGAGCUGAGACCCGGCACGACUGGAGCAGCCUUAUACACAUGUAGCCCCAACCAACACAGCUGUGGACCCAAGUGGUUUUUGUCAGUCGCUUUUUCUUUUUUUGGGUAUUUCACCGGGACUCGGGGAGGUUCUUUUGUUGUACAGUAUUAUCAUAUGAGUUCAUUGUUUACAAAGAUGCAGUGAAGAGUGGUCGUUUAUUUAAGUUAUGCAGAGACAUAAAUGUGAGUCACAUGAAGGCGAGUUUUAUAAUUCUCCUUUCAGAUUUAUUUCAAAAUAUAAUUUAGAGACUAAUGUAACGUUGGGACACUUUCGGGGGGUUGGGUCGGUAUUUAAAUAUUACACGUCUAUUAUCGUUUUAUAGUUUUGUUUUAUUUCAAACGCCCUGAGAAAGUACAGAAAACACGAAUGGGUCCAUCUGGAAAGCAACUCCCUGCGUUUCGGGCUGACGGAAGCAGAUUCUGCUUUUAUCGCGAGACCCGGUGCGACUCUCACAGGGAGGUUGUCCUUCCUGACCACCAUUUUUUUUUUGUUUUUUUAGGAGGGGGGGUAGGAAAAAAGAUAUUUAUAACAUUUAGUACGUGUUUAAGGAAAGUCUGGCAAAUGUAUGUACGUUGUAGCAACACCGAGCAGGGAACACAAAUUGGUGCUAAGAAAAAGAAGUACGACUCACUUUGGGUUACCAUGGUGACCUACUUUUCCAUGAUUCCACAUAAAUGAAAAAGAGAUGUCCAGUUAUAUUUGUAAAAUAACACAAAUCAAACGAUAUACCGUAUUGGCCCGAAUAUAAGACGGUGUUUUUUGCAUUGAAAUAAGACUGAAAAAGUGGGGGUCGUCUUACAUUCGGGGUCUAGACGUUAUACCCAUUCACAACGCUAGAUGGCGCCAGAUAUCUUUAAAGCGAAUGCUGAACUUAAUUCCCCAGGCCAAAGCGAACCCCUGUCACGGAGAAGAAAAAUAAAAAUAACAGUAAGAAAGAAAAGAGAAGAAAAUAACAUAAGAGAUAACAGAAAAUGGAGAAACAUAGCGACAAUCUGGAGAAAAGUGGGUCGAAGAAGUUUUGAUGCAAACUUCAAGAUCAUGAUUUGAAUGAGGCAAAAUAACAUGCUUUUUCUCUCAAAUAUAUUGUUAUAAUCAUUUGUGUCAGAUCUACUGUAAUUAUUUUCUGUAUGAAAAUUUAAUUUGGUGUUAAAAAGUAUUUUUUCAAAUUUGAGUCUUGAAAAAGAGGGGGUCGUCCUACAAUCAGGGUCGUCUUAUAUUCGGGUCAAUACGGUAAUUAUUGAUCAGAGUCCCUGUAAUCAAAGGCGGCGUCACGUAUGAAAGCCUUAACUCCUGCAACAGAGAGCUGAGCUGAUCCAGAUGAUCCAAGAUGCCCGGAAGGUUUACAACCUACCGGAGGAUCCCAACUGUAUUUACGACUGGUAUCCUUUCAAGGUUUUACAAACCCAUGCAGUGUUUUAUAAAUCAACUGAGACCUCAGAACCAAAGGCAUAUGAUCCAGUUUCUGGUCUCAGCGAGGACUUCUGACUCGGGUGCAGCUGUGAGAUCUAUCUUUUAUAAAAACUGUCACAGCAGUCAAGUUUACUCAAGAUGAAUGCAUGAAACAGUUUUUUUUAAUUCACUCCCGAGACCACAACAACACCCAGACUUCUGGCUCGAUCGCUGCACACCAGCACUUACAGUGUAAGGUAAAUCGGUUGCGGAGUUGCACAGGAAACUUUAUAUAGUUUUAAUUUCCCCUUUGGCCAGAUUUACUUUGAACAGGUUACACUUUAAUCUUCCCAUGUGACAUGAAUGGGAUGUAACCGGUGGAUGUGUGAGCAGGAACAAAGAAGGUGGACAUUAGCAUAUUUCCAUCAGCUUCAGGUCUCAGUAAAUCUGAGAUGAAUUGGACACGUACAUUAUCACAUGCACACAGGUCCAAACCAUCCAUCCAUUUCUAAAUCUCAUCCCUUCCGACGUCCAGGAAUGUGUUUGAAAUUAGCGGCUCGGCUCAUCUGGUCUUCUUCUUUUCAUCUGUAACUCUUUCACCUGUGUUCCCUGAAAAUAGCGCCGGUUUUUCCUCCCGUUCUGUUCAAACCCUUCAGAGUCGGUAGCAGUAAACCGGAAUUGAGCAUCAAGCGCCAGAUAAAUGCAGAAUUAAUGUAACAUGGGCCCCAGCAUAACCAAAUCAACACAUUUCCACUCGGUAAACCUGACUACUAGUGAAUAAAAGCUGAAGUCCCAGACGCAACAGUGCAGAGAGCGUUAGCUCGACAAAGACGAGCUAAGACACAUUUAUCCCACUGCCAGCUUUACCUGCAUUGAUUUGUCAUUUCCAGAACAGUAGCUGGUUUCUGAGUAGAGGUGGGUAUUUUGGGGAUAUUUUUGAGUCAUUAGCAUAUGUUGAAAUACCUAUAACGGACCAGCACGGCCUAAGGCAUCAUUUCCAACCAACUAAGAACUGGUCAAUAAUUUAUAAACCCCAUACUUUUAUUGUUAUUUAACGGUAACGUCUUUGUUGAUAUGAGCAGAGCUCGCAGUCCAGGAGCUGGAACGGACUGCACUGCAGAUGCCGAGUAGCUGCUUUGCUAAACCCAUCUUAGUAUUUUUAUGCUAUUUUCAGCAUUUAGAUUUCGAUUGGUGGCGUUAAACCACACCUCAGAGUUCAAAACUGGAGCGCAAAAUGAAAAACCUUUAUCCCUAGAGCUCAUUUACUGUUUCGUUGAUAUGGACUGCUUUAGCAUCCGUUUGUAAUACCCAGCCAUAAUUCUCACUAGUCUGAAUUUUGCCCUUUUUUAAUGUCAGCUAUAGAAAAAAGAGAAAGAGAAGCGUCCUUGUGUUGUCGGUUAAAACACAACAGGAAACUGUCGUUCAGCCCUCUUAAACUAUAAUUUAAAUGUUAAAAUUAAAUAUAGACAGAAAACCGUUCACCGGUUCACAGACAAAGUACCAUCUUUGCCCUUUCAGAUGAAAAAGGAAGCGGGAAGCGGUACCAGGCCCGUCAGCAUGCAGUGACUGGGUUUCUUCGUGUUGAGAUGGUUCUGCGCUUUUUAUUACGGGCAAAAUAGUUGUUCUAAAACGCACAUCAAGAAUGUAAACCUUCAGGUCCUCAGUGAUUUUGUUGUUGAGCAGUUUUCAACAACGAGAUACAUCUGUAAACAUUUGGAAUACAGAAGUCACGGUUGGAAAUGUCCUGCACUUUAACUCCGGGAAAACCCCCUAAAUGCAGAUGCGUUGUGAAAACAGCCGACCCCGAUUGAUGCUUUGGUUCCUACUCGAAGCUUUAGAAGCAAAGACUCACCUUAUCUUUACAAUUACUGUCUUCAUUUUCAGCUGUCCUGUCUCCGUGGGGGUUUAUUUCUUGUGGUUGUUGAUCAUCUCGAACCUCCGGAUGAUUUUCUUUCCCAUUUUUUGAAUUUUCGUCUGAAUUUUUGUGGUUUAACCGACACGACUGCUCAUUCUCAAGCAGCAAGCACUCGGUCGUUGAUGAAGUGCAGGAAAAGAGAGGAAAAAUGUUAGUUCUUUUGCAAAUAUGAACUCAGUUCAAGUCUGAAAUCUUGUGAAAUCCCCCUCGGGGGUCAGUCGGUGCGGGCGGACACCCACAUAAACACACUCUGGAUGCACAAAUAUCCCAGAGUUGCCAUCUGAAGUCAUAACAUCCCCGCCUACACCAGUUUAAACUUCACAUCAGCCCAUUAACGUGCAGUACACUUAGUUGUAGAAUGACAAAACCGAGAAACCAAAUGUUGGAGAGAUCCCUGCUGGAUGGACGCAGCGAUGAAUGUCUCUUGUGAGUAGUAGAACGAGGGAUGCUGAGCAGGUUUAUCCACCAAGAAAUGAUGCUGGAAAGAGAUUUCAUUGUUCAGAUUUAUGUCAUUAUUGGUGUUAAUGUUCCUGUUUUCGUUGAGAUGUGAUACACACAUGGAUGUUACACGUUUCUUUUUUUCUACUGCAGAAAUGUUUGACUGCUGUGACUCACGGAGCAACGUGAGAAAAAUAUUUGUAUAUAAAAGCAAAUCCAGGUAUGUACAUAGUUUUCCAUGGAGCGUCUCGUUUAAAGCACGGUUUAUAAAACACACAAAGGUCCUGUAACGACUGAUUUCUUUGUUCUUUGUUUGUUCUUUGUUUUUUAAUUGUAAAUAGUAAAUGCUCUCACCACAAAACACUGGACUCUGACAGCCUGAAAACGGUGCCAUACUGCUGAGACUCGUUAAGUACUGUAGUUUGGGAUGUUGCAGAGUUUUUGUUGACAUGACGGAGCGUGAGGAGGAGUACCGCAGACCCGACUCGUGACUGCUCUUGUCAGAUGUAUGUUUAUUUUCUCCUUUUUGAAAUAAAGGAUUUCUGCAGUCAGAAA
Messenger RNA from Cololabis saira (Pacific saury), 7576 nucleotides. Its product is annotated as aryl hydrocarbon receptor-like. Gene Ontology annotation, cellular component: aryl hydrocarbon receptor complex; nucleus. The coding region runs from base 429 to 3200 and encodes 923 amino acids. Gene Ontology annotation, biological process: regulation of transcription by RNA polymerase II. The transcript has 11 exons. Gene Ontology annotation, molecular function: nuclear receptor activity; protein dimerization activity; transcription cis-regulatory region binding. Lineage: Eukaryota; Metazoa; Chordata; Actinopteri; Beloniformes; Belonidae. The record is from RefSeq and is a predicted model, not a curated record.